AUCAGUUUCUGAAGGAGAUUAGAGGAGCGCUAUAAAAGCGUCCGUCCGGAGACACACUGGACACGAGCUGACCAGAGACACAGAAGAAGAAACUCCAGCACACGUAAGAGUCAGACAUGGACGCCCCUGCACCCGCUGAGAAGAGAGGACCCCCAAAGUUCAAGCAGAGGACCGCUCGCACCUUCAAGAGCAAGGCUCCCAAACCCGGACAGAAAGGCUUCGGAGACGACAUCCCUGGAAUGGAGGGUCUGGGCACAGACAUCACCGUGGUCUGCCCCUGGGAAGCGUUCGGAGACAUGGAGCUCAGCGAUCUGGCAAAGUUUGGGAUCGUGUAGCACCUCAUCCAUCCUCCUGUUCUCUUCCCGAGAUCAUCCAUCAGCCAGCAUCUCUUCUCCAGACUGGACCAGAAGCAGACGCUCUCACCCAACACACACAGAAGAUGGGACGCGAUCAGCAGAUGAGGGAUAAAGCCUCGCUCUCAGAGCCACAACAGCAUUCAGUCUCUAAUAUUGCAGCAAAAUACAGAACUAUGUACAAAUCAACUUUAUUUUUUAACUGUAAAUAUGAUUAUGUUUGUGUCUGAAUCAAUUCAUCACAGUUGAGUAAAAACCAUUGAUUUGGCAGUAGAACUCAAAAAUAAAGUUUUAUUUUUACCAUAAA
Molecule: messenger RNA, 660 nt
Organism: Carassius auratus (goldfish)
Lineage: Eukaryota; Metazoa; Chordata; Actinopteri; Cypriniformes; Cyprinidae
Product: retinal cone rhodopsin-sensitive cGMP 3',5'-cyclic phosphodiesterase subunit gamma-like
Exons: 3
Coding region: 117-335 (72 amino acids)
Biological process (GO): positive regulation of G protein-coupled receptor signaling pathway; positive regulation of epidermal growth factor receptor signaling pathway; visual perception
Cellular component (GO): photoreceptor outer segment membrane
Molecular function (GO): cGMP binding; 3',5'-cyclic-nucleotide phosphodiesterase activity
Source: RefSeq, a predicted model, not a curated record